Messenger RNA from Camellia sinensis, 1054 nucleotides. Its product is annotated as peroxisomal membrane protein PMP22. The record is from RefSeq and is a predicted model, not a curated record. Lineage: Eukaryota; Viridiplantae; Streptophyta; Magnoliopsida; Ericales; Theaceae. Gene Ontology annotation, cellular component: membrane; cytoplasm.
GACAGAUCAGGAAGAGAAAGUUGAAGCAUUUGGUUUGGUCUCCGUCAAUGGCCUCUCUCUCUCCACCUACCUACUACUCUUCAUUAUAUACUCCCAACUCUCUCCUACUCUUCAUUAUAUACUCCCAACUCUCUCUCUCUCUCUCUCUCACACACACACACACACAAACACACAUUGCAGUAUUUUCAGUUCUUGAUAGAGAAGAGCGCAGAGAGAGACCCCUGAUCCAACCAUGUCUGAGAUCAUUAAAGAAGGUUGGAACAAGUAUCUUUUACAACUCCAAGUCUAUCCUCUCAGAACCAAGGCAAUUACUUCUGGGGUUUUGAUUGGAAGCAGUGAUAUAAUUGCUCAGAAGAUUACUGGAGUCAAAAAGCUUCAAUUUAGAAGAGUGCUUCUUUUAAUGCUCUAUGGCCUUUUAUAUUCAGGUCCAUUUGGGCACUUCUUUCACAGAUUGAUGGAUAUGAUCUUCAGAGGAAAGAAGGGCAAUAAAACUGUUGCAAAGAAGGUUUUGUUGGAACAAUUGACUUCUUCUCCUUGGAACAACAUACUUUUCAUGAUGUACUAUGGCUUGGUAGUUGAAGGAAGACCCUGGGGUUCUGUCAAGAGUAAAGUUGGAAAAGACUACCCCUCAGUACAAUUGACUGCCUGGAAGUUUUGGCCUGUAGUUGGAUGGAUCAAUUACCAGUAUAUGCCUUUACAGUUCCGCGUACUCUUCCACAGCUUUGUUGCCUCAUGCUGGGCUGUCUUUUUAAAUCUGAGGGCAAGAUCCGUUGCCGCUAAGCAGGCCUAAAAUCGAGGAAGAAAAAUCAAGGAAGACCUUUUUGUUUAUUACUUUUUCCAUUUUCCAUUUUCCAUUUUUAGGUUGAGCUUAAAACUCUUUUUUCGUCUAGUCUUUUUCGCCAUGUUCUCAUUUACAGUUUGUCUUUAUUACUUAAAACUAUUAUGUUUCCAUACAUACCAUCUGUGAAACAGUUAAUGCAAUCUGCUAUGGGUUAGUCUAUGAAGCACGGAUACUUCAAAAAACGUGACGUAUCCGUAUCGGAUACUUAUCGGA